Molecule: messenger RNA, 800 nt
Organism: Cotesia glomerata
Lineage: Eukaryota; Metazoa; Arthropoda; Insecta; Hymenoptera; Braconidae
Product: osteoclast-stimulating factor 1-like
Exons: 5
Coding region: 82-747 (221 amino acids)
Biological process (GO): signal transduction
Molecular function (GO): protein binding
Source: RefSeq, a predicted model, not a curated record
AGAAAGAAAAAAAAAAAACUGGCUUAUAUUGCAAUAAAGUUUGUAAUUGUUUAUACAUUAUAAUUAUUACUCAUAAAAAAAAUGGCGUCGGAAACAAAAUCAACUGUCAAACAACCACCAAAACCAAUUUGGAGGCCUGGGAAAGUGAAGGUAGUGAGGGCUUUGUAUAACUACACAGCUCAGCAUACUGAUGAAUUAUCUUUCGAAGAGGGUGAAAUACUCUAUGUGUAUGAUCGAGAUACUGAUGCUAACUGGUGGAAAGCCAAAUGCGGUGAAAAAGAUGGAUUAAUUCCCUCUAAUUAUGUUGAAGAACAGACUGAAGAAGUUGAGUUACCUCUUCAUGAAGCUGCUAGAAGAGGUAAUUUAUCAUUUCUCCAAGAAUGUUUGAGACAAGGAGUAUCAGGAACGGGUUUAGACUCAGCUGGCAACACUCCUUUGUACUGGGCAGCCAGAGCAGGACACAUUGAAUGUAUUAAAGAACUACUAAGUCAACCAAAUCCUGCUAUUAAUGCUCAGAAUAAAAUUGGAGAUUCACCAUUACACGUUGCUGCAAGUCGUGGCCAUGAAGAAGUUGUUGAUUUAUUAUUGAACCAUGGUGCCGACGCUACCUUGAGAAAUAACGAUAAAUUGCUAGCUGAAGAUCUGGCUAAUAAAACGUCCAUAAAAAAUGCAAUACAAAUGAGCAAACAAGAUCAUGAUAGAGACUACGGAUACGGAGCAGAUGAUUAUAAUGAUGAUAGUGAUUAAUAAAGUAUAUUAUUAAGUUAAGAUUGCUCAAUAAAAAUCAAAAUUAAGAGUAA